CUCCCCUUCGAGCAACGUCCGUAUGCGAUAUCUUGUCUAAUAGAUACGCUUCUCAUGACGGCAGAUGUAGGCUUCCAAUACCUACAAAAGUUCGCGUUUGUCCAUAAAUGCAUGUAGGCGAAGAAUCCUAGGGGCAGUAGUAGGUAUUUAACCGCUUCGCCUCCAAUGGAUGGGGAGUAUCGUCGCGAAGCCAAGCGACAAUGUCGCGGUAACCCUGUCGCCGUUGACGGUACUGGAGCGGCAUGCCAUCGUCGACCACGACCAGCAUUGCAACCGCCAGCCCCUUUCAACUUCAUGUCCUUACCUUUAAUCCUCCAACAAACCAUCCUACUGUCCGCCGGGCGUGACUCUCGGGGCGCUUACCAAUCCUGCAAGGCAUUACGCAGCACCUUUCUUGACGGAAUGGACAAUCCCUGCUUAGCUGCGCGCUACUGCGUCGCUACGUGGGGGCCACGGUGUGCUGUCUUAGAGCUAUUGUCACACGCAGACGAGCUGCUAGCCAACACGCCACCCGCGGCCAGGGAGGAGCAGCUUGUUAGGGCCCUACGUGCGGCGGUGGUGGAGCAGGGAGCCAAGCUGGCGUCAGGCACUGCAGACAUCAUCUUACGUGCCAUCCACACCGGCUAUGUGGCGGUGCUGCAGGAGCUGCUCAGGCUGCUGGACGUGCCCGCCAUCGGCGCGGGUUUGGAGCUGGACAAGCGCACAGCGGCCGCUGUAGCAGCGGCGGCAGCGGUGGAGGGCUCUGCUGCAGGGCCGGCGGCAGCAGCAGCGGCGGGGCGUGCUGCGGGGCAGACAGUAGCAGCAGCAGCAGCAGCAACGGCAGCCACCCGAGGCGGCCUGCGUCUCCAUGUGGCCUCCUGCUGCUCUGUGAUAGCCAGUGGAGGGGUACAGGACGCACGCAUGAUGCGUGCGCUACUGCAGGCGGUCACGGUGCGGGCGGGUGUGCCGCUGCACGCCUCCACCUUGCAGGUGGCGUUGAGGAAGAGCAGCUGCAUGGGCGACCUGGCCACACUGCAAGAGCUUCUGGCGCUGCGACCGCGCUUGGACAGCUUGGACGGCGCAUUGAGCUUGGCGGCCAAAACGACCCAUGGGUCCAACGUAACACUACUGGUUGCAGCCGGCGCGCGGCCAAGUCGCGACACGUUUUACGCUGCGUGCGGUCCGGGUGUGCGCGAGGUCAUGCUGCCACUCGCGGCAGCUCUGCGUCGCAGCGGUGCAUGGAAUCAAGAGUCUGCGGAUGCCGCCUUGCGAAAGCUAUGCUGGCUUCGACACAGCAACGGGAUGCGAACCCCAGAGGAGCUUCGGAAUAAAGGCAGGUCCCUCGCAAUGCUGGUUUCGGAGUUCGGCGCCAACCCGCGCGCCGGUAACAGCACCUCGCUCGCGACUGCCUGCUGCCAAUCCUCCCGCUCCAAUCGACUCCUAGCCCACACACUUGUGCUGCUGGGGGCUCAGCCGGACGCGGCGCUGCGGCAGCUUUGCAGCUCGGAUGCUUCGUAUUCCCGAAUGGAUGUGAGGGGGGCUGUUCGGGAGCUGUUAGGGCUGGCGGGGGAGACAGAUGCGGGGGCGGCGCGGGCGCUGAUGGCGGCGUUGCAGCAGCGGCGGCGGGAGGGCACGGCGGUGGUCCGGGUGCUGCUGCAGGAGGGGGCGGUGGCGGCGGAGGACUGCCUGGCGCUGCUGCCGGAGGUAAGGAGGAGGCCUGCAGAGGGGCAAGCGGCUUGCAGUGGUCCGGUGCAGCAGCAGCAGCAGCAGCAAGGGAAUCAGCAGCAGCAGCAGCAAGGGGCCGGUGCCGCUCAGAGGGUUCGGCGCUGGGACUGGUUGUGGGAGGCGGCGAGGGCGGGGGCGCUGCCGAUUGCACCCAACCCCUGCGAGCUCCAGCUGCAGGCCUCAUGCCCCCGCGGAGGUCAUGGCGGUGGUGGUGCUGCGGCUGCUGCUACUGCGGCCGCUGGCAGCAAGGGCGGUGGAGUCAAGCGCGGUCGCGAGCAGGACCAGCGGCUACCCAGCCGCGGUAAGCGGGCUGCUGGUGGUGGUGGCGGCGGCGGCUGCAAAGCGGACGGUGGCAGCAGCGAUGGCGGCAUGCAGAGACAGGCAGGCGGCGCUAACGGGAACGGGAACUGCUCUGGCGGCAACACAGGCAGCGGCGGCAGAGGUGGCGGCGGUAGCUGCAGGAGCCAGGCUGGCGGCGGCAGGGGCAGCGCUGGCCGCCCCGGCGCGGCGGACCGUAACUCCUCCCCCUCCUCCCGGGCGCUGGAGCGGGCGCUGCUGGAGGCCUGUCGUGCGGGUGACGAAGAGGCGGUGAUGGAGCUGGCGAGCUGCGGUGUGGUGGGGGAGAGCGGCUGCGCGGCGGCGUACCGGGCUGCGGAG
This is a messenger RNA of Astrephomene gubernaculifera, 2361 nucleotides long. NCBI's taxonomy places the organism in Eukaryota, Viridiplantae, Chlorophyta, Chlorophyceae, Chlamydomonadales, Astrephomenaceae. The record is from the annotation of a GenBank genome assembly.